UCAUCAUCAGUAUAAAAAUUUUAAAAUAAUUUUAAUUUCGUCUCUGUUCGUCGCAUCGAUCAAUCCGGCGUCCUCUCCUCUGCUUCCUGCUCUCCCACCUUGACCCAGAGUGCCCUGAUUCUGAUGUCAUAGAGUGGGUUCCGACGUGGAUUCCUGUGACGUUCCCGUGGAGCAAAUUUCUACAAAACUCGAGGCUGCCAGGUUUGGAGACAUUACUCAGCUUACUACAGAGCAAGCACAAGCUCAACUGAUAAUCCAAGUUCAUUGUUGGUUCAGACCUAAUGUAUUUGUGGGUUCAUCUCCAAAAUUCAAGACUUCUAGCUCAGGUCUUGCAAUUAAGCUAACAGCACAUGCUUUCUCAACAUAACUUUCUGCUAUUCAAGUCGACUUCACUUCAUUUCCUUGCAAAGCAACUGUAUUUCUCAACUUCCACUCACAUCAGCAGACUCAACCAGACCUCCAAGACAACAUGUUUGCUUUGCCUCCGAAAUUGCAAGUCCAUGAGAGAACUCAAAGAAAUCCAAGCACACCUCUUAAGGAUUGGUCUCCACCAAAACAAAGACAUCCUCAACAAGGUCAUGGUUUUUUGUACAGACCCAUCUUUUGGGAACUUGCUGUAUGCUGAAAGAAUCUUCAACUGCCUCCAUGACCCAUGUUUAUUCAUUUACAAUGUAAUAAUCAAAGCAUUUGCAAAGAAUGGCCACUUGAGAAAGGUUCUAUUGCUUUUCAACAAAUUGAGAGAGGAAGGCUUGUCACCUGAUAAUUUCACGUACCCAUUUGUUCUUAAGACAAUUGGAUGCUUGCGGGAAGUUUUUGAAGGUGCAAAGGUUCAUGGUUAUAUCAUAAAGACUGGACUUGAGUUUGAAAAUUAUGUUUGUAACUCUCUAAUGGACAUGUAUAGUGAGUUAGGUUAUGUUGAAAAUUUAACCAAGUUGUUUGAACAAAUGCCUGAGCAUGAUGUGGUUUCUUGGAAUAUUUUAAUUUCUGGAUAUGUUAGGUGUAAGAGAUUUGGAGAUGCCAUUGAUGUUUUUCACCAUAUGCAACAAGAAAGCAAUGUGAAGCCUGUUGAAGCUACUGUUGUAAGCACUCUAUCAGCUUGUGUGGCAUUAAGAAACUUAGAAUUUGGUAAGGAAAUUCAUCGCUAUAUUAGUGAGGAACUUGAAUUUACUGUUAGAAUCAGCAAUGCGCUGUUAGACAUGUACUCCAAAUGUGGAUGUCUAACUAUAGCUCGGGAAAUUUUUGAUGCAAUGCCAACGAAAAAUGUGAUCUGUUGGACCAGUAUGGUAUCUGGCUAUGUAAACUCUGGUCAGCUCAACGAAGCUAGAAAGCUGUUUGAGAGAAGUCCAAUUAAGGAUAUUGUUCUUUGGACAGCUAUAAUAAAUGGGUAUGUGCAGUUUAAUAGAUUUGAUGAAGCUGUGGAGCUGUUUCGAGAGAUGCAAAUUAGAAAGUUUAGACCUGAUAGAUUCACAGUAGUUUCUCUGCUCACGGGCUGUGCUCAACUGGGAGCUCUGGAGCAAGGUAAAUGGAUCCAUGGAUUCAUAGAUGAAAACAGAAUUACAGUAGAUACAGUUGUUGGUACUGCUCUUAUAGAAAUGUAUGCCAAAUGCGGAUGCAUAGAGAAAUCGAUGGAGAUAUUCAGUGGGUUAAAAGAAAAAGAUACAGCCUCUUGGACUUCAAUUAUUUGUGGGCUUGCUAUGAAUGGAAAUACAAGCAAAGCACUUGAGUUGUUCUCAGAAAUGGAAAAAUUUGGAGCUAAACCUGAUGAUAUAACCUUUAUUGGUGUUUUAAGUGCUUGUAGUCAUGGUGGACUGGUAGAGCAAGGUCGCCAGUAUUUUAACUCUAUGGCAGAAGUAUUUAGGGUUGAGCCAAAGUUAGAACACUAUGGGUGUAUGAUUGACCUUCUUGGUCGUGCUGGACUGUUAGAUGAAGCGGAGUCACUGAUAGAAAGCAUUCCAAAUGAAGACAAUGAGAUUAUAGUUCCGCUUUACGGUGCUUUGCUUAGUGCUUGCAGAAUCCAUGGCAAUGUUGAUGCGGGUGAACGGGUGUCUAAACGACUUUUAGAAAUUGAAGCAUGUGAUUCUGGUGUCCACACCCUUCUUGCUAAUAUCUAUGCAUCUGCUGACAGAUGGGAAGAUGUCACGAAGGUGAGAAAGAAAAUGAAAGCUCUUGGAGUAAAGAAAGUGCCUGGAUGUAGUUCAAUUGAGGUUAAUGGUGUUGUCCAUGAGUUUCUUGUAGGGGAUGCAUCUCAGUCAGAGAUGAAAGAAGUAUGUUUCAUUUUAGAUAUAAUUGCCAAACCAUUGUUGGAUUUAGAAGAAAAGGAAAUGGAAGAGACUGUUGUGGCUCUGAUAACUUAAGUGUUGGUAGAGCCUAUUUUGGGAGUUUUUCAGUUCUAGUUAUAGAGGAAUAUGUAAAAGGUGGAGAGAGUUUUUGCAUCAUAUCCUCUACCAUCAAGCAGAAGUGGCUAGAAAACUAGGAGAUUCUCGUAUCAAAGACUCAAACCAAAACAAAUCCUGAGAGUUCACACAAAGACUUGCUAAUUUGCUCCAUGUCUGUGCACUUAGGAUGCUUUAUGUGUGACUGUUUGAAUAUACAUGAAAGGAGUGAGAGAUGCUCAAAGCAAGUUCCAGUGACUGUCAGCCUGAUGAUCAAGAAAGUGUGUGUAAAGCACUCCAAGUUUUCAUUGAAGAACAUAUUUGAAAGCAACCCAACCAUUAAGCAUGUGCAGAAACAUGGAAAGCUCCAUUUUAUGAUUAACCCGUGAUAUACAGAAGUUCAUUGAAGAGGCAAGAACAAAUUAUUCAGAAUUCAAUGCUGAAGCCUUGAAGGAAAUGCUUUUGAACUCUGCCUGUUGGUGUGGAAUCUGAAACAGCUGGCUAUAUUUUUUAUUUGCCAUCUCUUUAAUGCAGUUUCUGUGUACUACUAUGAAUAAAACUAGUAGGAAUCUGGAACCAGUGAAGGAUAGAGACUACAGAAAUUCAAGUUAGGUAGGCCAACCAUCAGAGUGGAAUUCUUUCAUUGAAAAAACAUGUAUUUAAGUUGUUAUACACUAGUUUUGACUGUAUUUUAUUCUAUAACAAUUUUUGUGGAUUUAGAUCUAUAUAACUUUCAGCAAGAAAA
Molecule: messenger RNA, 3117 nt
Organism: Malania oleifera
Lineage: Eukaryota; Viridiplantae; Streptophyta; Magnoliopsida; Santalales; Ximeniaceae
Product: pentatricopeptide repeat-containing protein At1g31430
Exons: 2
Coding region: 351-2354 (667 amino acids)
Biological process (GO): RNA modification
Molecular function (GO): RNA binding; protein binding
Source: RefSeq, a predicted model, not a curated record